AUGUGCAAUACAAAAGAACAUCAACUGUGUGCAGAAUUAAGUUGCAGUAGUGCCUUCCCAGCUCAUGGAAAAAAUACACAAUCCUUAGAACAGUCUGAGGAGCUUACAAAACAAUAUCAUGGUAGCUCAUUGCCAUCCCAUGAAAAUGUGACUGAAAGAAAGAAAAAUGCAGUACUUUGUAAGUCAAAAACUCAACCUAAUAUAAAGAAUUUUGAUAAAAAAUGUGGGUCACUGAAUCUACCUCAACGUGAUAUCAACAGUAGCAGCGACACCAACGAUAGGAAUUUGCAGGAAGGCUCAAGUGACUUGUCUGGGAUUAUUCCUCCACCUCUUCAAUUUAACAGUGAAAGUAAGACAGAUUCUAGCAAGCUGCUUUUUACUGACAAGACGAAGCCUGAAGAAACUGUUUAUGAUGCUGAUAUGGAGUUGACUGCCAGUGAUGCAAGUGAACUACUCACAGUUACAGCAAAAGGCAAUUAUAAAUGGCACCGAAAUAAAACUAACAAUGCCAAUUCUGACAAACUAUUACCAAAUUUCAGAAAAGUAAAAUAUUCUAAGAAGGAUAAAGAGAAAAUUAAAAGCAAGACUGAAGUCCAUUCAAAUUUGCAUGCAGAAGAAAAGCACUCUAGGGCUGACAAUAGUGAAAUUUCAGAAACUACUGAUUCACAAGCUCAGCUAUUCCGAAGUCAGCCAGAACAGCUACCUACAGGAAAUUCUGUAGAGCAAGAGAGUAGAACAAGUAAAGCUAAGGACGCCAGGAGGACAGACCAGGUUAAUGUAAUGAGUCCAAGAAAACAAAAGGCAAAUAAAGGAACUUCCUCAGAAAUGUCUGGAGAAGUGGACAGCAGAAUACAAAAAACAGACUUGAGCUCAUCUGUUAACAAGAUCCCACCAGAAGUUUAUUGUGCUGAAAAUUUACAAUUCCAAGAUAACAUUUCUGAUGUAUUGCCUUCUUUAUGGGAGGGCUUUCUGAAUACGAAUGAGAAAGAUAACAAACCAGCAAUAAAGACAAAAAUUUCUCAAAACCUUUCCAAAGCAAACACAGCAAAUUCCUAUAGAGAGGAAAAUGGCCAGUAUGGAGAAUAUAUUUCAAAAAAAUCUCAAACAGAGAUAAACCAGUGCGACAGCAGCAAGAGAAAACAAGACCAGAAGAAUAUUACACAGAGAAAAAUCAACAAAAAAAGUAGUUGCAGACAAGAUGGAGAAACUGAAAAGGACAGCCCUCAUAAAGCUGGUCAGAAGGCAGACCAAAAGAGCAGCCAUUUCUCACCAGACAGACUGAAGUGUGCAUUGGCAAAGGCCAGCCGGAAAGCAUGCGUAAUACCAAAGGAAAAUCUUACAUGGUUCCCAGUUUGUAAAAAUGAACACCUAAAAAAUAAGGAUUUGUUGCUUGCAGAGGCUGGAAAGAAAGUAACUAUAACUCAACAAAUUCAGGUAGCUUUAGUUACUCAGAAUUGUUCAGCUCUGAAUACACCGCAAGCUAAAGAGCAGGUUGAUGAUGAUGCUAAUGGGUUAAAGAAAGUAGAUUCCUCAGCAGUGGCCAAAAAAACCAUCUCCCACAUAAGUGAUUUUCCUGAUAAGCAUGUAAAGCAGAAACAGAGGUUUAGUUCUCAUAUUACUGAGACCAGACAAGAAAAAAUGUAUUUCAGGCAUAUUGAUCAGGGGGAUCAGAAUAUUUUGGAUGACCAGGAAGUCCCUCAUGAAAUGAGUUCCUUUGUGAGUAAGUUGAGGCCUGUGAUUGAAGCUGAAUGCUGUAAGAAUAUGCCAUGUAAGGCAAAAAGCUUUUCCCAGGAAGGUCUUUCCAAUGUGGAGCUCCCAGCUCUUGAUAAUCACAGUACUUCCAUCAACUUCUCUAUACUGAAAAGCUCUGAAAUCCAUGGACAAGAUGAUCAUAAUGAAGUACCGGAUGCUGAAAAAGCAGAACAAAAUACGGAUCAUAUUUCUAAGCAGAGUAACAAAAAUACUCUGACACCUUGUCAUGGGAGAAAAGCUUUCCAAGAUCUGACAAAUACUAGUAUACAGUUUCACACUUCUGUACCUAAAUCCCCCCAAACUUCAGAAGACUCAGCAGCACCACGUAGAAGAAGCAGACCCAACGUUUGCUACAAGGAGCCCAAUCUGCACAGGAAAUUAAGGCGAGGAGAUCAAUUUACAGAUACACAAUUCCUGAAUUCCCCAAUCUACAAAGUAAAAAAUAAAGGAAACUUUAAAAGCAAAUCAAAAUUUUAUUGAAGAAUAGAGAAUUACCUUUAUGGACAAAUACUUCUAAAAUGGAGACAAUUGUUUAUGUAUAUAUGUAAAUGUUUAGCAGUAUAGAGUGUUUGUCGUUCUUUGAUUAGUAAAGCUUCUCCAGUGAAAUUUUCUGGAGAAGAAUCUCUAGAAAAGGGGCACAGAAUACUGUGCUGAA
This is a messenger RNA of Cinclus cinclus, 2407 nucleotides long. Its product is annotated as shugoshin 1-like. Gene Ontology annotation, cellular component: chromosome, centromeric region; nucleus. Lineage: Eukaryota; Metazoa; Chordata; Aves; Passeriformes; Cinclidae. Gene Ontology annotation, biological process: meiotic chromosome segregation. The transcript is spliced from 4 exons. The record is from RefSeq and is a predicted model, not a curated record. The coding region runs from base 1 to 2232 and encodes 743 amino acids.